ACACAGUUUUCAACAACGCCACUAUAAACAUCGACUUGCCUGCUAAACGGAUACAUUCGCAUCGAUUGCUCAACUCUCCGAUGGAUCCAAAGAAAAGUACUGAGAAUGGCGUGGAGGACAGUGUGGCCAGUAAUGAUGAAGAUCUGUAUGUUUGUGACCAGUACAGUGUGGCCAGCAGUGUGGACAGCACAGCAGAGGAAAUGUUAAGGAACGGUCUUGACCCUGUUCUAGAUUGGCCUUCACCUGAUAUUUACUCACCAGAUGAGGACUGCGACCUACAGCAGAGAAAGAGAUCCCGUCUGUCUUCCACAUGCUCUGCUGCUGGAGGAGAUGGCAGGGAGAGUGAAAAUGAUGGCUUAUCUACAGAAAGGUGGCGCAGCUUAGAUGAAACAGAUGUUGAACCGCUUCAGCUAGACUUCACACCUGUCCAAGAACCUGGACCAAAGUUUUUACCAAGCAAUUGUAGCAGUCCUCUCCAGUUUUUUCAGCUGUUCUUUCCAAAAACAAUGAUGCAGUCUAUUGUAGGGCACACAAAUGUCUAUGGGAGCAAGUGCAAGGAUGUGGGUAAUCCUUGGCUCUUCCUUUCUCUGAAAGACUUGAAGUCGUACAUAGGACUGGUCAUUUACACAGGUCUUUUGAAGUGCUCUUUACUGACAGAAUAUUGGAGGGAGUCCCAGUACUUCAGUCCAUCCUUUCCUGCUCAUGUCAUGUCUUAUCAAAAAUUUGUGGCAAUUGCCAAUACUCUUCAUUUCAGCAAUACCAUCGAAGAUGAGAAAAAUUACUUAAAGAAGGGAACAGCAGCCUAUGAACGGUUAGGUAAAAUUCUACCUCUAUCUCAACUCAUUCGAGAGGCCUGUAAGACCCAUUUUCAUCCCUUUCAGAACAUCACCAUUGAUGAAAGAAUAGUGGCAGCACAGCCUAGAACUGGUCUCAAACAAUCCAUGGAAGACAAAUCUACAGAUAGAGGAUACAAACUCUUUGCUCUGACAGACUGCACCUGUGGCUAUACGUGGGACUUCUUAAUUUACGAGGGGAAGUCAUGUGCGUCACAGAAUGUGGGCCUGAGCUAUGAGUCUGUUAUGGCAUUGGUGGAUGAAAAUAUGUUGGGCUCUGGGUACAAACUGUUUGUGGACAAAUUUUACACCAGCCCCACACUCUUCAGGGACCUCUUGCAUAAAAAGUUCUGGGCUUGUGGCCCUGUUUUGUCGACCAGGAAGGGUUUCCCAAAAAUCUCAGUGAAUAGAUUGUCGAAGAAUGCUCCACGCGGCACCAUGCGCUGGAUCAGGGAUGAUAAUCUUCUGUUUAUUGAGUGGAAAGACUCACAGGAAGUGCAGAUGUGCUCCACCUUCCAUAAAGCUUAUGAAGGUAAUACUGUGCAGAGAAAGGUGAAAGGUGAUGCACUUCGGACCCUUAAGGAGGUUCCCAUUCCAGCUGUGGUGCUGGACUACAACAGGUUAGUAGAAUUUCAGUGA
Molecule: messenger RNA, 1472 nt
Organism: Sinocyclocheilus grahami
Lineage: Eukaryota; Metazoa; Chordata; Actinopteri; Cypriniformes; Cyprinidae
Product: piggyBac transposable element-derived protein 4-like
Exons: 4
Coding region: 81-1472 (463 amino acids)
Source: RefSeq, a predicted model, not a curated record